Molecule: messenger RNA, 857 nt
Organism: Mesocricetus auratus (golden hamster)
Lineage: Eukaryota; Metazoa; Chordata; Mammalia; Rodentia; Cricetidae
Product: translation initiation factor IF-2-like
Exons: 3
Coding region: 1-840 (279 amino acids)
Source: RefSeq, a predicted model, not a curated record
AUGGAUGUACCCUUCCAUCAAGACACAGUUAAACGAUUCUCUCAGACAAGCGGCCCAAGCCACAGGUGUUUGGCGAGCAGUCCAUUAGCUGGCACCUGUGGGCUGGCGAGCGGGCGAGCGGGCGAACUUUACGGCGCCUCCGUUCCCGCUGCCCGCUCCUCCGCGGUGCCCGCAGCCCACCCGACGCCCGGGCUGUGCGGGCGGCCUCCCGUCACCUACCGCCUCAAGACCCGGGAGGGUUUCCGGCGCGGCGUCGCGGCGCUCAGCCCAGACACGGCGGCCGAGCGCCCGGCUGCCGUCGGGGAACGGCUCCAGCCGCGCGUCGGCUCGCGGCCUGGGUCGCCGCGGCAGCGGGCAGGGGGCGGGGCGAGGGCGCGGGCCGGGGGCGGGGCCCCGGGGCCGGGACCGUUAAACCGGCGGCGCGCGCGUCCCCCCGGCAGGGCCUGGGGAGGGGGGGCGGUCCGCGGCGCGCGCGGGGCGAGCGAUCGAACGAUCGAGCGAGCGAGCGGGCGGGCGGGCGGCGACCUCAAGCAGGUGCGGACCGACGGACGGGCGGACGCGGUGGCCCUCGACCGAGCGCGCCCGCCUGGACAGCUCGCUCGGGACCCGCGUCCUCAGCACCACUGGCGCGGGACCUUUAGGCAGGCCGUCCGCGCUGCGUGGAGCCGGAGGGUGCGAGCCCGGCCGCCUCUGGGCUGGCAUCACUUCUACCUGGUACGUCUUCUCUGGAUUCCAGCUGUCGACAAGGAUGGUAGUGGAGAAAUGGUGUCCAUCCUGCAGGAAUAUAUAUUUUCACUGUAUCACUUUUCUGUUGCGGUGACAGUAAAAAUAAAUAAAUAAAAGUAUGAAAAACUAAA